Messenger RNA from Durotheca rogersii, 1839 nucleotides. Its product is annotated as phenylalanyl-tRNA synthetase beta chain. The record is from RefSeq and is a predicted model, not a curated record. Gene Ontology annotation, molecular function: magnesium ion binding; phenylalanine-tRNA ligase activity; RNA binding. Lineage: Eukaryota; Fungi; Ascomycota; Sordariomycetes; Xylariales; Xylariaceae. Gene Ontology annotation, biological process: phenylalanyl-tRNA aminoacylation. Bases 1 to 1839 code for a protein of 612 amino acids. The transcript is spliced from 2 exons. Gene Ontology annotation, cellular component: cytoplasm; phenylalanine-tRNA ligase complex.
AUGCCUACCGUAUCAGUAGACAAAUAUGACCUCUUCGAGGCUCUGGGUCAACAAUACACGACCACCGAGUUCGAGGACCUCUGCUUCGAGUUCGGUAUCGAGCUGGACGAGGACACCGAGAACGAUGAGAGGCCGAUAGUGGAUGGCGUGCAGGAGCCGCCGCAGCUCAAGAUCGAGAUCCCCGCCAACCGCUAUGACAUGCUCUGCUUUGAGGGCAUCUCUCUCAUGCUCAACAUCUUCCGCGGCAAGCAGGCUGCCCCGAACUUCCGCCUCGUCCAGCCGAGGAACGGCGAGAUGCAGACGAUAACCGUGCUCGAGGAUACCGCCAAGGUCCGCCCCCUCGUCGCCGGCGCCAUCCUACGUGACGUUAAGUUUACCAAGAAGAGCUACGACUCCUUCAUCGCCUUGCAGGACAAGUUGCACCAGAACCUCGCGCGGCAGCGCACCCUCGUCGCCAUCGGUACCCAUGACCUCGACACCGUCAAGGGCCCCUUCACCUACGAGGCCCGCCCACCCAAGGACAUCAGCUUCGUCCCCCUCAACCAGACCAAGACCCUCGACGGUGAGCAACUGAUGGCCUUCUACGAGAAAGACAAGCACCUGGGGAGGUACCUGUACAUCAUCCGCGACAAGCCUGUAUACCCGGUCAUCUAUGACGCGAACCGCGUCGUCUGCUCGUUGCCGCCCAUCAUUAACGGCGACCACUCCAAGAUCACGCUGAACAGCCGCAAUGUCUUCAUUGAGUGCACCGCCACUGACGCGACCAAGCUCGACACCGUUAUCAACAUGAUGGUCACCAUGUUUUCCGUCUACGCUGCCGAACCCUUCACUGUUGAGCCCGUCAAGGUCAUAUCUGAUCACAACGGGCAGACGCGCAUCACGCCGAACCUAUCGUCGCGCACCGAGACAGUUGAGGUCGACUACAUUAACGGCUGCCUCGGACUUUCGGAGUCCGCCGAGAGCAUAUCUGCGCUGCUUACUAAGAUGGCCGUGACCGCGCGGCCGUCGGACGCCGACCCAGCCGCGCUCAUCGAGGUUACUAUCCCGCCGAUGCGCGCCGACAUCCUGCAGCGGUGCGACAUUAUGGAGGACGUCGGCAUCGCGUACGGCUUCAACCGGCUGCCGCGCAUCUCGGUGACGAAGACGGUCGGUGCACCGCUGCCGCUUAGCAAACUCGCCGACAUCGUCCGGCUCGAGUGCGGCCUCGCCGGGUGGACCGAGGUGAUGCCGCUGAUCCUGUGCAGCCACGACGAGAACUUCGCCUGGCUCAACCGGCGCGACGACGGGCGUACGGCGGUGCGGCUCGCGAACCCCAAGACGGCCGAGUACCAGAUCGUUCGCACGUCGCUGCUACCCGGGCUGCUGAAGACGCUGCGGGAGAACAAGGGCCACAGCGUGCCGGUCCGCGUGUUCGAGACGUCAGACGUCGUGUUCCAGGACCCGGCGGUGGAGCGGCGGGCGCGCAACGAGCGGCACUUCGCCGCGGCGUGGUGCGGCAAGACGAGCGGGUUCGAGGAGGUGCACGGCCUGCUCGACCGCGUUAUGGCGAUGCUGCGGCAGGCCUUCCUGACGCACGAAGAGGGGCUGGCGUCGCCACCGGGCAAGGACAUCGACUUUGCGGUCACUCCCGCGCACGAGAAGCGAGACGGAUAUUGGCUCGAGCCCAUCGACGACGAGCCCACAUUCUUCCCCGGCCGCGCGGCCGCAGUCCACCUACGCCUCGGCGGCAAGGCCGCGCGCGUCGGCGAGUUCGGCAUCUUGCACCCGUCCGUGCUCGAGAACUUCGAGCUCAAGUACCCCGUCAGCACGCUAGAGAUCAAUCUCGAGGUCUUCCUGUGA